Hordeum vulgare subsp. vulgare (domesticated barley) is the source of this 3167-nucleotide messenger RNA. RefSeq names its product pentatricopeptide repeat-containing protein At4g21300. Gene Ontology annotation, biological process: RNA modification. NCBI's taxonomy places the organism in Eukaryota, Viridiplantae, Streptophyta, Magnoliopsida, Poales, Poaceae. The transcript is spliced from 3 exons. Gene Ontology annotation, molecular function: protein binding; RNA binding. The record is from RefSeq and is a predicted model, not a curated record. Bases 1 to 2565 code for a protein of 854 amino acids.
AUGCGCCGCCGCGUCCUCCUCCGCCUCAGGCCGCCGGCGCGGCGACGCCUCUGCGCGGCGCUCACGACCGCGGCCUCUACGACGUCCGCCCCUCCCAGCGCCUACCGCCUGCUGGCGCUCCUCCGCGGCUGCGUCGCGCCGUCGCACCUCCCGCUCGGCCUCCGCAUCCACGCGCGCGCCGUCACCUCCGGCCUCCUCGCGGCCGCCGACGGGAACGUGCCGGCUGCGGACGCGCUCCAUACGCGCCUCAUCGGCAUGUACGUCCUGGCGCGGCGCUUCCGCGACGCCGUCGCGGUCUUCUCCUCGCUCCCGCGCGCCGCCGCGUCGUCGGCGCUCCCCUGGAACUGGCUCAUCCGCGGGCUCACCAUGGCCGGGCACCACCGCUUCGCCGUGCUCUUCUACGUCAAGAUGUGGGCCCACCCCUCCGCGCCGCGGCCGGACGGCCACACCCUCCCCUACGUCGUCAAGUCGUGCGCCGCGCUCGGCGCGCUCGCCCUCGGCCGCCUCGUGCACCGCACCGCGCGGACGCUCGGGCUCGACCGCGACAUGUACGUCGGGAGCGCGCUCAUCAAGAUGUACGCGGACGCCGGCCUCCUCGGCCGCGCGCGCGAGGUGUUCGACGGAAUGGCCGAGCGGGACUGCGUCCUGUGGAACGUGAUGAUGGACGGGUACGUCAAGGGCGGCGACGUGGCCAGUGCGGUGGGGCUGUUUGGAGCCAUGAGGGCGUCCCGCUGCGAUCCCAACUUCGCGACCCUGGCGUGCUUUCUGUCUGUGUGCGCCACGGAGGCCGACUUGCUUUCAGGGGUGCAGAUCCACACCCUGGCGGUGAAGUACGGGUUAGAGCCGGAGGUCGCGGUGGCCAAUACGUUGGUGUCGAUGUACGCCAAAUGCCAGUGCUUGGAUGAUGCGUGGAGGCUGUUUGACCUGAUGCCACGGGACGAUCUGGUAACCUGGAACGGGAUGAUAUCUGGGUGCGUCCAGAACGGGCUUGUCGACAAUGCAUUGCGAUUGUUCUGUGACAUGCAGAAGUGCGGGCUUCAGCCUGAUUCAGUUACACUGGCGAGCUUGUUACCGGCUUUGACUGAUUUGAAUGGUUUCAAGCAGGGGAAGGAGACACAUGGCUACAUUAUCAGGAACUGUGUGCAUUUGGAUGUCUUCUUGGUGAGUGCUUUGGUGGACAUAUAUUUCAAGUGCAGGGAUGUGAGGAUGGCACAGAAUGUCUUUGAUGCUACAAAGACCAUUGAUGUGGUUAUUGGUAGUACAAUGAUCUCGGGUUAUGUUCUUAAUGGGAUGAGUGAGGGGGCAGUGAAAAUGUUUCGGUACCUGUUGGAAGUGGGCAUCAAACCAAAUGCUGUCAUGGUAGCUAGCACGUUGCCAGCAUGUGCUUGCAUGGCUGCUAUGAAGCUUGGUCAGGAGCUCCAUGGGCAUGUUCUGAAAAAUGCAUAUGAAGGAAGGUGUUAUGUGGAGAGUGCGUUAAUGGACAUGUAUGCGAAAUGCGGUAGACUUGACCUUAGCCACUAUAUCUUCUCUAAGAUGUCUGCUAAGGACGAGGUGACAUGGAACUCGAUGAUUUCAAGCUGUGCACAGAAUGGGGAACCUGAAGAAGCUCUUGAGCUGUUUCGUCAAAUGAGUAUGGAAGGUGUGAAGUACAAUAAUGUGACCAUAUCUUCCAUCCUGUCAGCAUGUGCAGGCUUACCAGCUAUAUAUUAUGGAAAGGAGAUCCAUGGUAUCAUCAUAAAGGGUCCCAUCAGAGCAGACGUGUUUGCUGAGAGUGCUCUCAUAGAUAUGUAUGGAAAAUGUGGGAACUUAGAAUUGGCUUUUCGUGUUUUUGAAUUCAUGCCUGAGAAGAAUGAAGUGUCAUGGAAUAGUAUAAUCUCUGCCUAUGGGGCUCAUGGUCUUGUUAAAGAGUCAGUGAGUUUACUAUGCCGCAUGCAAGAAGAAGGAUUCAGCGCAGAUCAUGUAACAUUCCUUGCUUUGAUAUCUGCUUGUGCUCACGCUGGGCAGGUUCAAGAAGGACUCCGGCUUUUUCAAUGCAUGACUGAGGAACAUCACAUUGCACCUCGAGUGGAACACUUAGCUUGCAUGGUUGACUUAUAUAGCCGGGCUGGGAAGUUGGAUAAAGCCAUGCAAUUUAUUGCUGACAUGCCUUUCAAGCCGGAUGCUGGUAUUUGGGGUGCUCUUCUCCAUGCUUGCCGUGUGCAUCGCAACGUUGAACUUGCAGAGAUUGCUUCUCAAGAACUAUUCAAGUUGGAUCCUCAUAAUUCAGGUUAUUAUGUGCUCAUGUCCAAUAUCAAUGCUGUUGCUGGACGAUGGGAUGGUGUGUCAAAAAUGAGAAGAUUGAUGAAGGAUAAGAAAGUCCAGAAGAUACCCGGUUACAGUUGGGUAGAUGUUAAUAAUACCAGCCAUUUAUUUGUUGCAGCAGACAAAAGCCACCCUGAUUCUGAAGAUAUUUACAUGUCUUUGAAGAGCCUUCUUCUAGAAUUAAAACAUGAAGGUUACGUUCCCAGGCCAGACAUAUGUCAUAUCAUGCAACCAGACAACAUCACCCAGGUAAUGGCAAUUUGAUUGUGAUUUCUCCAAAUGGAAGUUAACUGAUCUUCUGAUGAUGAUAAAAGGAGAACUCGUUAUUAUACAAAUCGUUGCAUAGAGCAGAGCAAGCUUCUAAUGCAGUACGAUUCAAUGUUUUCAUGUGAAGAAGCAUGAGUUGACUUGCCUGUACAUUGGCUGAACCUUAAAUGCUCAAUUCAGAGCACUAAGAAGCAGAAUUCAAAUGACCAUGGAAUGUGCCAGGUCCAUCUUGGUCGUGUAUCACCUGUACAUAGCCGCUGCUUCUUUCCGAUCAGCAAAGUUCAUAUAAACUCUUUGUAGGCUUAAACUCUCAACGCUGACAGUUUAUUUCUUGGACUGUGUAAGUUCUGCUGGCUAACCUAUAUGGCUUUUCGUCUUGAACUUGGGCAUCAUUGUUCUAUUUUUGCGCAAUUACUGUUCUAGAAGCUGUAGAUCUUGUUAUGAGCCCCUUGAGAUUUCUAAGUUUUUCUCUGGUGAAAAGAAAAUGUAAAAGUGCUAUCCCGGAUAGAUACAUCGAAAAUAUUGGUGUACAUACUGCUCAAGUUGAUCACUUUUGUCCAGUCACAUGAACAAAAAGAUCAUAUAGUUCUGUUGCGUUC